Olea europaea var. sylvestris is the source of this 1240-nucleotide messenger RNA. RefSeq names its product serine/threonine-protein phosphatase PP2A-2 catalytic subunit. Lineage: Eukaryota; Viridiplantae; Streptophyta; Magnoliopsida; Lamiales; Oleaceae. Bases 71 to 883 code for a protein of 270 amino acids. Gene Ontology annotation, molecular function: protein serine/threonine phosphatase activity. Gene Ontology annotation, cellular component: cytosol. Gene Ontology annotation, biological process: mitotic cell cycle; peptidyl-serine dephosphorylation. The transcript has 10 exons. The record is from RefSeq and is a predicted model, not a curated record.
UAGAUUGAAAAUAUUCGUUAUUUUGUGUUUGUAGGUUAGGGGCGUAUGUGAGAAGGCUAAAGAGAUACUAAUGGAGGAAAGUAAUGUCCAGCCUGUAAAAAGUCCUGUGACAAUUUGUGGUGAUAUUCAUGGCCAAUUUCAUGAUCUCGCUGAACUUUUCCGCAUUGGAGGGAAGUCUCCGGAUACAAAUUAUCUAUUUAUGGGAGAUUAUGUAGAUCGUGGGUACUAUUCAGUUGAAACUGUAACUCUUUUAGUGGCUCUGAAAGUGCGCUAUCCUCAACGGAUAACAAUUCUUAGAGGAAAUCAUGAAAGUAGACAGAUUACUCAAGUCUAUGGAUUUUAUGAUGAAUGUCUCCGGAAGUAUGGAAAUGCUAAUGUUUGGAAGACAUUCACAGAUCUGUUUGACUAUUUCCCACUGACUGCAUUGGUUGAAUCAGAAAUAUUUUGUCUGCAUGGUGGAUUGUCCCCGUCUGUCGAAACUCUUGAUAAUAUAAGAAACUUUGAUCGUGUUCAAGAAGUUCCACAUGAAGGUCCGAUGUGUGAUCUGUUGUGGUCUGAUCCAGAUGAUCGUUGCGGUUGGGGCAUCUCCCCUCGUGGUGCUGGAUACACUUUUGGCCAGGACAUUUCGGAGCAAUUCAAUCAUACCAACAACUUAAAGCUAAUUGCUAGAGCUCAUCAGCUCGUUAUGGAGGGAUACAACUGGGCACAUGAACAAAAGGUGGUCACUAUCUUUAGUGCACCAAAUUAUUGUUAUCGUUGUGGAAAUAUGGCAUCCAUUUUGGAAGUUGAUGACUGCAGAGAGCAUACAUUUAUUCAGUUUGAACCAGCUCCACGGAGAGGGGAACCUGAUAUAACUCGGAGAACACCUGAUUAUUUCUUGUAGAGCUGAUAGUCACUGACUUGAUGUUUGCAUGAUGGUUAGUCGGAGUUGUUUACAUGUCCUUUGCGGGUAUUUGAGCUUCUCUACUAGGCCCUUUUGAAGGUGGAAAAAGGCGUGUAAAAUGCUAGACGUGGCUCGGCUGUCCAAAUCAUAUUCUAUGUUAGGGUGGUCCCUGGAAGUGGGGUUAGUGAUGCAUGCUUGUAUCAUUUCGAAUAAUUUUUUUGAUGCUCUCUCUCUCUCUCUCUCCCUCGAUUUGGAGAAGGUGUUCUGUAGAAAUAAUGAAGAAUUUAAUUCAGUUGCUUGCUCCAGAGCUUACUCUUCUCAAUUUGAAAUGAAGCAUACUGCAAUCUUUCGUCUCAA